Echinops telfairi (small Madagascar hedgehog) is the source of this 984-nucleotide messenger RNA. RefSeq names its product olfactory receptor 6C2-like. Gene Ontology annotation, molecular function: olfactory receptor activity; G protein-coupled receptor activity. Gene Ontology annotation, biological process: G protein-coupled receptor signaling pathway. The record is from RefSeq and is a predicted model, not a curated record. NCBI's taxonomy places the organism in Eukaryota, Metazoa, Chordata, Mammalia, Afrosoricida, Tenrecidae. The transcript has a single exon. Gene Ontology annotation, cellular component: membrane. Bases 49 to 984 code for a protein of 311 amino acids.
UUCUUGAAUCUUAUUUCUCUCAUUUUGUGCAGAAGGCAGGAGUCAGGGAUGAGAAACCACACAAUAACCACAUUCAUCCUCCUGGGACUGACAGAAGACCCACAACUGCAAGUUCUGAUUUUCAUAUUUCUACUCAUCUCCUACAUGUUGACUGUGACUGGAAAUCUGACCAUCAUCCUCCUCACAUUAGUGGAUUCCCACCUUAAAUCUCCCAUGUACUUUUUCCUCCAAAAUUUCUCCUUCUUAGAAAUCUCGUUCACCUCUUCCUGCAUUCCAAGAUUCUUAUACAGCUUAUCAACAGGUGACAGGACCAUUACCUAUGGUGUGUGUUUAAGCCAACUGUUUCUCACAGACUUGUUUGGAAUAACAGGAUUUUUCCUUCUUGCCACCAUGUCCUAUGAUCGAUAUGUGGCCAUCUGCAAACCCCUGCACUACAUGACCAUCAUGAACCACAGGGUCUGCCAAAGGUUUGUCUUAGGCUGCUGGACAAUUACUUUGUUGAUCACAACUCCGCCUUUUAGCUUUCUAUUAGACUUGGAAUUCUGUGAUUCUAAUGUUAUUGAUCACUUUCUCUGUGAUGUCAAUCCUAUCAUGAAGAUCGCAUGCACAACUACACAAUUUAUAGAGCAAAUGAUUCUUAUCUGCUCUGCAUUGCUCUUAAUAGUUACUCUCUUGUGUGUGGUUUCGUCCUACAUAUAUGUUAUCAGAAAAAUUCUAAAAUACCCCUCUGCCCAACAAAGAAAAAAGGCCUUUUCUACUUGUUCGUCCCACAUGAUUGUGGUUUCCAUCACCUACGGGAGCUGCAUCUUUGUCUACAUCAAACCUUCGGCAAAGGAUGAAAUGGCCAUUAAUAAGGGGGUGACAAUGCUAACGACAUCCAUUUCCCCCAUGCUAAACCCAUUUGUUUAUAGUCUGAGGAACAAACAAGUCAAACAAGCCUUCAAUGACUUAGUCAAAAGAAUUAUGUUAUUCACAAAGCAUUAA